UCUUCAUAUUCACCUACAGUAUUUCAGUCCAUCUCAGUUUGUUAUUACCACAAACCUUAUAAUAAAUGCGCACAGCAAACAGAGGGGCGGCUGUUCCACCGCGCAGACAUAUUUACCACAGUCCAACACCACGCAGCCGGUGCGAUGACGUCGGUGUGAUAUGUUGCUCAUUCUCGCCCUGGAUCCGCACUCUCCGUGAUCUGUGUCCUCUGUCCUUAUGUCCUUGGUCGUUUUAGGAAACGCAUAUUACUUCUGUAUCAUGUGAACUUGGACACGUUGGUGCUCCAUCAUCAGCACAGUGAGGGGCUAGGGCGCAGAGCAUUGACGCAUCACUUACAGCGGAACACACACACAUAUACACACACACACACACAUAGACAUAAACUGCGAAUGACCAGGGAUUCUGCAGGGAAAUAACCGACAGAGCAAGAUAUUUUUCUGGAGCUCGGCUCCCCGGCUGACGGCAGACCAGGCAUGGAUGACAAGUCGUUUACCAAGGAGCUGGAUGGAUGGAUCGAACAGCUGAACGAGUGCAGACAGCUCAGUGAGAAUCAGGUCAAAGUCCUGUGCGAAAAGGCAAAGGAGAUCCUGACGAAGGAGUCCAAUGUGCAGGAGGUGAGAUGUCCAGUGACGGUGUGUGGAGAUGUCCACGGUCAGUUUCAUGACCUCAUGGAGCUGUUUAAGAUCGGAGGGAAGUCUCCAGACACCAACUACCUCUUCAUGGGGGACUAUGUGGACAGAGGCUACUAUUCCGUGGAAACGGUUUCCCUCUUGGUUUCUCUGAAGGUACGUUUUCGUGAAAGAAUCACAAUUUUGAGAGGAAACCACGAGAGCCGACAGAUCACACAGGUCUACGGUUUCUACGACGAGUGUUUGAGAAAAUACGGAAAUGCUAAUGUGUGGAAGUACUUCACAGAUCUGUUUGACUACCUGCCUCUUACUGCAUUAGUAGAUAACCAGAUUUUCUGCCUCCACGGAGGAUUAUCGCCCUCAAUAGACACACUGGAACACAUCAGAGCGCUGGAUCGCUUGCAGGAGGUCCCUCAUGAGGGUCCCAUGUGUGACCUGUUAUGGUCAGACCCAGAUGACCGUGGUGGUUGGGGUAUUUCACCCAGGGGUGCUGGUUACACCUUUGGGCAGGACAUUUCCGAGACCUUCAACCAUGCAAAUGGGCUAACUUUGGUCUCCCGAGCUCACCAGCUUGUGAUGGAGGGUUACAACUGGUGCCACGACCGCAAUGUAGUGACAAUCUUCAGUGCACCAAACUAUUGCUACCGUUGUGGAAACCAGGCCGCCAUCAUGGAACUUGAUGAUACGCUGAAAUACUCCUUCCUACAGUUUGAUCCUGCACCACGCAGAGGGGAGCCUCAUGUUACCCGACGUACUCCAGACUAUUUUCUGUAGAGCAAUACAUAGAAUAGAAUGGCUGCAGAACACACAGAGGUUUUAUUUUAUCAAUCCCCAGAAAAGAAAAUGUGUGCUGUUCUCACAAAGAAAUGGAAUCAGACGACACAAGGACCACCAACUAUUCAACGUUUUUUCCUCUUUGUGCAUGUUUUUAUUGCUAUUAUUAAAAUACCUGUAACCACACGCGCUGGUUUGUGAGGAAAACUGAGUCAACUGUUGCCGAGAAUCACAGCAAAUGCGAGUCAUCUUUGUGUUACAGUGUUUUACGAGUGUGUUACCGUACA
Cynoglossus semilaevis (tongue sole) is the source of this 1691-nucleotide messenger RNA. Its product is annotated as serine/threonine-protein phosphatase 2A catalytic subunit alpha isoform-like. The transcript has 7 exons. The coding region runs from base 475 to 1404 and encodes 309 amino acids. The record is from RefSeq and is a predicted model, not a curated record. Lineage: Eukaryota; Metazoa; Chordata; Actinopteri; Pleuronectiformes; Cynoglossidae. Gene Ontology annotation, molecular function: protein serine/threonine phosphatase activity.